AGAGACGAAAAAAGUCCCCGCUUGGUGUGUGCAGCGCGCUGGCUGUAGAGGGCGAGGGCCCGCGCGGCAGCGGGGCGGGGUGCCAGGGGCUGCAGCAGUAGGAGCCCGGGGGCUGCACAGGAGGGAGGAGGCAGCCGCCGCAGCUGGAGAGGGGAGGCGAAGAGGCGGCCGCGCCGCCAGGGGAGAUGCUGCUGCUGCUUUGGGAGCCUCGGGUGGCGUGUUAGGCUGGUCGGGGGGUGGAAGCUCCUAGGACGCGGGGAGAGAGCUGGCAGAUGUCCCAAGCGAGGGAACCUCUUCCUCCGGGGCCUGAAGGGCCAGCGCCUGCAGCUCGGACCGAACGCAGCCUUCUGCUCUCGCUGCCUCGCGUUUGGCACCCAAAUGAGUUGAUUUCUGGAAAAGCUGCAGAAAAAUGUGAUAAAGAGAAUACAGCUGCAGGAGAAAGAGACAUAACACCACCUUCCAAUAACCAAAGCAUACAACCAAAGAUACAAGACCAGUCUGUCUGGGGAAAUCGCACUGAUGGUGACCUCAUCAGAACACAACCUCAACGUUUGCCUCAGCCAAAUACUUCAGCAUUGGAAAAGAGCGAGGAAGAAACUGGCAAGAUACAGAAUGGUCAUGCAGGUCUGAGUAAUGGAAAUGGAAUUCACAACGGGGUCAAACAUGUAGCUACAGAUAAUAGAAAAUGUUCAGUUCCUGUUUCACAAAAAAUGCACAGAAAAAUUCAGUCCAGCUUGUCCGUCAACAGUGAUAGCAGCAAGAAGAGUAAAAUAAGCUCUGCAUAUUCUCAAAAACCAGGUUCUUCUCCUGAAGGUGAUUCAUAAUUCAUCAAAUGAUUUUUAAAUUGCAAGACUUGUUAGAAGAGGCCUUUGAUUGUUAUUCUGGAGCAAAAUGGAGCUUUUGGUCUGGAGGCAGGUAAAGUUCACUUUUGACUAUUCAGACUGGUGAGUAAUUCUGGUGCAUCUUUCAUUUUUUCCAUGUAUGAGAUACAUAUCCCAGCCUCUAGUUGCAUUUACAAUGGAUGUAAUAGAAAACACAAUAUAAGGUAUAUUGCAAACUCCUUGGGGAAGGGGCUGCCUUUUUGUUCUGAGUUUGUACAGCACCUAGCACAAUGGGCUCUUGGUCGAUAUCGAGAUCCCUAGGUGCUAUUGCAAUACAAAUAAUACAGUAAUAUGAAUAACAAGGUGUCAGCUAAACAAACCUUUAUUAUUUAGCAAACACAACAAAACUGCUUCUCCAAAUAAAUGAAAAAGUCUGAAUAAAACCAGAGGCCAGUUGGUCACCACACACAAAGAUGGUGGGGGAAGUAAAUUCAAAAGUUAAGGGUUGUCAUCUGCUAGCCCCUGAGAGAUACCAGCUGGAGGACUGUCAGAACAAGAGAGUCUCUGUACUGUAUACCGUCAUCCAGGGCAUUCUGCAGUAAUCCAGUCUGGAGGGUGAUAAAAGCAUGGCUAACUAUGGGGAGACCCAUAUCUGGUAUCUUUAAAAAAGAGAUUACAACCUCCUGACCAGCUGCAAGUUAAAGAAAAUGUGGCCCCCAAUACUAUCAGGCAAUCUAUAUAAUGCCUCAGUAUUUAAUCCUCAGUUUAUUUGGAGUAGCCUAAUAUAGUGUGGGACAACCCAAGGUGUUUUCCUCAUUCUGCCACUUAGGAAAGAAGGCCAUUGUGCUGAAACAUCACUUGGAUCAGCUAUCAUGCUGAUAUCCAAUGAGGCCUUCGUACAUCUAGGAAAAAAGGUUUGUGGAUUCCACCAGGUUCCUGAGGAUGGAGCUGGUUUUCAGUAUGUGCUGCCCUCUCCUCCCCCAACCCAUUUAAUUAUAAGCUAAUAAAAGUUACAUUGAAACUCCUUCAUUCAGAAGACUGAGAAGUACCAACAUCUUGUUUUGUUGCACGGUGUUCUGGAGUAUAUAUAAUAACAAUGUGCAUCACAGUAGGAGGAAACUGCUGAAAAACAAUUACAAUGAGAUAUUUCACUGACGGUUUAUGCAGAGCCUGCUGGGAAUUCCUCAUGUGCCUUUAUUUUUAAUAAGAAUAUUUACUGUAAUAAACACUGUAGAUCUCUAUUUUUAGUUUAAUAAAAAGGUUUAAGUCAAAAAUUAUGAAUUAUAUUACUCAGUUGUAUCUCUUGAAUUAUCUUAACCAUAUGGGGCUGCUUUUAAAAUUAAGCAAUUUAUUAUUUUCUAAAGAGCAGCUUGGGGACCAUUUAAUACAUAUAACUGAAAGUGAUGUAAUUACAAACAGAGGGGCAGAAGUCAUGUUAUGCAGUCACAGUUUAUAAAUUGAACCUUGAAUAUCUUAAUAUACGUCUACAUAAAUUAUUAGUAUUGGUUUGGUACUGCGCUUGUCUCAAUGCAAUGCUUUUGUGACUACGUGUGUAUUCCACCUGUUAGUAAGCCAGUAAUCCACUGUUAACUCUGCCAGCAGCUAUAUAUAUUCUUUCCUGAAAAUUUGAUUGGUUUUUUUUACAACUUGUUUGCAAUACAGAGUGCUUAUUUCCACAAUCAAAUAAGAAUAGGUCAAAUCUCCAGAGAUGGUGAAUACUUUUGGAAAGGAUCUUGAGAAAAGUAUUCAUUUUGGGGUAAAAAAACUGUUACCAGUAUACUAUUACUUUUAAUUUUUUAAAUUUGUGUAUGUAUGUGUAUUUAAAACUUUGAAGCUGUACUGGCAACCCCAUGGUUGAAUUUAGUACUGAAACUUUGUGUGUGUGUGUGUGUGUUUCCGUUCAGUUGAAAGUUUUUGCUCACUUAUUUCAAUAAGAGAUGAACGUAGCCUUUUUGCUCCUACCUACAAAUCUAAGUAGCUCAAACAGAUUUUGACUAUAGAUCAUGGCAUGUGCAUUUUCAAGGUUCUAGCUCAGCUUUUUUUUUAAAAUUCUGUUUCAAGCAUGUUUUGCAGUUAGUAACUUUUACUGAGGUAUCACUGAGAUUUAGUGAACUAAGAAGUAAAUAUGAACCAAGGUAAAAGUUUAGAUACAUGGGCUCAAUGUAUUGAGUGGAAACCAUGUCUGAUUAGCAUGCCUUAAUGUUCUUACAUGUUCUGAGAUUACUAUGUAUUUUCUGUACUUUUCCCUCAUAGCUAAGAAGAAAGUAGACCCUCCCUCCCCCCCAAAAAAAGAAGGAAAAAGAAAAAGGAGGAGUAAAUCUAAUUUCAUUUAAUUGGCCCUGGUAUGCCAAACUUGUGGCUAGGUCACUUAACUCCUCACUUUCAUUAUGCUGUUUGUUUCCAGGGACUGGUCACAAGUGUCCCCAGAUUACACAUCAUGAAGAAAAUGGUUCUGACAUAGGGAUGGAUGAGACACAAUAAUUACUGUCCCUCACUGUUUCUGCAAAUGCUCUACAUAGGAGAUAUUGCUAUCAAGUUUAGAGAAAUAUGUAUACGGUCUGGUUUGGAGAGUUUUCCAAAAUUGGUGUGAAAACAAUGACUGUUGGCUAUUUUGUCCUCCUUGCUGGAUGAUUAAGAGGAGGAACUCCGUGCUAUUUUCUUAAAGGCCUUAAGCAACAUGUUAUAUAAGGGUUCCAUGUUAUUACCUGCAACCAUAUAUUGUUAGUCCCCUGGUGUCUGAAAGGGUUAAAAUUAUAGCGAAGGAUGCCUUUUUUUACAGUAGACGACCAUGAUUUUAAAAGCAAGGGUCAUAGUUGUAGAGCUCAAGGAUUUAUUCACAUUUCUUAGCAGAGAUAAUUCUGUACCAGUCUCAUAAAUGUUGCUCUUUUGCAUUAUUCAGGGUAGCUCAGAAUAGGGUGCUUUGAACUGAUUUUUUUCCCCCCACUUUAUUAAAAAAUACUGAAUUCCUGUUUUCCUUAUUUUUUGAAUGUUGUACAUUUUAUAGUGCUUUCUAAUUAAUGCCUUUGUUUUAAAAAUGGGGCAUAGAGACUCCUGAUCUCAGCAAAUAUCUUAGCGAGUAUACUUUUGCUUUGGGGCAAGCACAACUUAAUAUUCAUAAAUCUUGGAAUGCAGAGGCAUAACGUGAAGAGAAUCAAUGUGGAUUCUCAAGCAUUAGGUAUUGGGGCUAAAUAUCUGAUGUGAACAACUUAUCAGAGGAUUGGCAACAUUAUUAAAGUAUCAUGUAAGAACCAAGAUAUCUCUAAGUUUCAAAAAUCCAUGGAAAGAAGAACUCCAGUACUAGUUGACAUUUCAAUAAAAUAUGGCUAAGAAGAAAAUACCAUGUAUAAAGAGAUCUCAGUAGACUAGGUUGAAUGAAACAAUAAAGUAGAAGACAAAGCAAUAAAAUAAAAAUAGAUCCUUAUGGAUGAAGCUUGAAAUAUGAAAAUCAAUUAAAGCCAGUUUUUAAAAUGAAAUGCAAUUAGACAAUUUUAUGAGAGGCACGACAAAUUGCAUCUCUUUGUGGAUGGGUGCAUGGGUGUGUGUCUUUUUAAAAAUUAAUAUUUUAUUUAUUUUUGAUUGCUAGAAGUCUCAAUAGGUAUGCACCUCAAUAGGUGCUCUGGGUGCUUUUUAGACAAAUUAGCAUUAACAAUAUCAAUCAUGCAAUCUAAUACCAUGAAUUGCUUCUCCCACUUCAAGGAACAGAUAAACAUCCAUGAGCAAAUAUAGUAUAAAUAAAACAAAACAGCCCGUAGCAAACAUAAUAGAUCCCUCCAACCCAAGCCCAACCCCCUUCCCAAAAACCUGGGGGAAACUAUGGGCUUUUCAACAUAACCAGAAGGUUAACACAUCCAGGCUGAGGCACAAAGGGGCAAGUUCCAAAGUAGAGGGUCUCUUAUGGAAAAUGCCCUGCCAGCAACUACCUCUCUUUUGUAUUGAGGGGCCUCCGUAUCAAGCAUUUUGACUGAACUGAACUGUGACAGCAUCAAAUGGGGAGAGAAGCAAUCUCCCAGGCAGCCAGACCCCAAACUAUUUAAGACUGUAUAGGCUAAGGCCUAAGGAAUCUUCAGUUCCACCUGGAAACUUACUGGGAUCCAGUGUAGAUUCCUGGUGAGGCAGCAUUAGGGACAGCUUUAGUUUGGGCUGUUUGAGGUAGGGGUGGAGCCUGAGUAAUGUGGUUGACCUGGCAGUCAGCAUUAGCGAGAAACAAGACUAUUUCGGACUUCUACAGGUUAACCGGGUUUACUCUAGAACAUAUUCUGAACCCAGAGGAGAUCCUGAGCCUGCUCUACUUUACCUUAAGGACUGUCCUGGUGUGACUGCAUAGUGAAGCCUGACCCCAAGCCCUGUUCUAGGGUUGCAAAUAAACUGAUGGGCUGGAGUCAUUCUGGCCACUUUGCACCACUCAGGAUUCUGGAAAUAGCCAAUGAGAAUUCCUAGUGCAAUCCCAUUGCAAUUAGUUUGCAUAUUAUAACUGCUGUUCAACGUGUGUUACGUGUUCCCUUCUGUGCCUGAUCCACGAAGGAUAUGGGUUUGCUACAAGCAGGGGAUAAUGCCACAAUCCUGCAAACAUAUAAGCAUGAUUGAAGCCUUAGCCCUUUAGCUUAAGUUCAUGCUAUGGAACUUCUGAGUUCAAUCUUCCCUGACUACCAAGAUGAUGGUUGUUAUACACAAGCAUAGGUGAUUGGAAUUUUAAAGAAUUCUGUUGAAGAUGAACAAGGAGGAAUAGAAUCUUUCUCUCCCAGCUGUGUUCAUUCUGCAGGUCCACUGCAUAAAAAGCAGUAAAAGCUUUUUGUCACUAAAGUCAGCAGGUACAACUCAGAAAAGGAACAGCUCCAUGGAAUACAAUAACUAUUUUUACAGAGUCAUGGCCACUUUUCAUAGUAGAAACAAAGUUUAAGAAAUGCAAGACUUACCUGUUUUUUCAGGCCUUUUAAUUCUGGCAGUGGUUUAUCCAUGUUAGCUGAGGCAAGGUUUUGAAGGUGUCUGCUCUUUUGGCCUGUGCUAUCUGUUUUUUGAUAUCUGAUUUUAGUUGCUUGUAUUUGUGCAUAGAUUUGGUUUUGGUAUGUGCUUUAUAAAGGAACAUUUAAAUAAAUAUACAUCAAAUAAUAGAUUUUUUCAUGCCACCUGCUUCACAGAUGUUGGUAUUAUUAAGGUGAUAAACUGUAAUUACUCUGUGAAGGCAAUAUCUGGAUGUAAGUAGGCGAAACAUGAGUCGUAAAUGUGUGCACAGAGCCAUUUUACAAUCCUGGUAAAGAUCAUAUUAUAUUUGAUUCAAAAUAAGGUAGGCAAAAUCUACACCACCUUCAUCUUUUAAAUCAGUGGCACUUAGCCAUAGAAUGGUGUCCCAGAGAGGCAAAAAAAUGAAUCUGUGGAUCUCUUAUCUGCCUCUCUUAACUGUGAUACUCAGUUUUUAUUUUAAAUUAUUAUUUUUCCUUAGGGCACUACCACACCAUUGUGAAACUUUGGAAGAAAGCCCCAUACAAUGUAAGAGACUGUGGUUGACUAUUGCUGCUUCAAAUUAUUUAUGAGUAGACAUUUUGAAUGAGAUUUUGAGAGGUAUGUCUAGAAGCACAAAACUCUCAACCCAGCAUGAGGGAAGCUCAGCUAAUCUCCUGAUUCUAAUCUAAGCCAUUGUCAGAGCUGAUGUGACCCUCAAGUAACUUUAAAAAGAAAAGGAGUACUUGUCAGAUGCAUUCCGAUGAAGUGAGCUGUAGCUCACGAAAGCUUAUGCUCAAAUAAAUUUGUUAGUCUCUAAGGUGCCACAAGUACUCCUUUUCUUUUUGCGGAUACAGACUAACAUAGCUGCUACUCUGAAACCUGUCAAGAAACUUCGACUGCCAGCAGCCUGUCCCCAGCUGCCUAUGGAAUCCCUGCUGUGCUGCAGCCUUCCCCCUUCCUGAUGAAUCCCUCCCAUCCCCAGACGAGCCCCUUGUGCCAGAAUUUGUGGUACAGGCACAGAGAGCCAUGAAAGCUGCCUUGGAUAAAGCUUGUGCCCAAGGAAGGUUUCCCCUGGACAAAUCCAGGGUGCCACUGGUUCUUUUAUGCUCUCACAGCAGCAUAAAUAAGCCACAGUGGCGGGGAUAAUCUUACCCUUUGCGCAUAUAUUCUCUGUGCCAGGGACCACUGUUCUAUUUUUAAAAGAAUCAAAAUAUCACUGUGAGCAAAAUUCUGCCCUCAGUUACAUGUGGAAAGCCUCCAGUUGAGUUAGGAAGGAGUUGUGUGCAUGUUUCAAAAGGAACAAUUUGCUCCUUUGUGAGACAGACAGAUUUGCUGAAUUUACAAUAUUAUAUAUUAUUUUAAAAUAAAAUACACAUUUAGUAGAUUAGAACCUAUAAAAAUUAUGAUUUCAGAUCUUUCAAAAUGAUGGUUGUGUGUUGAGGAACUAAGAAUUACUGUAGGAGGGAAACAACUUAUCAAAAUCUUUGUAUGCAUAAAAUAUGUAAAUGAAUUAAUAAAUAUCAUAUGCUUGUGAUA
Chelonia mydas (Green sea turtle) is the source of this 7295-nucleotide messenger RNA. It is a transcript of the gene MDFIC, whose product is annotated as MyoD family inhibitor domain containing. The record is from RefSeq and is a predicted model, not a curated record. The transcript is spliced from 7 exons. The coding region runs from base 273 to 824 and encodes 183 amino acids. Lineage: Eukaryota; Metazoa; Chordata; Testudines; Cheloniidae.